Lactuca saligna is the source of this 405-nucleotide messenger RNA. Lineage: Eukaryota; Viridiplantae; Streptophyta; Magnoliopsida; Asterales; Asteraceae. The record is from the annotation of a GenBank genome assembly.
AUGAGUCAAAAUCUAAGUCUACCAGAAACUAAACAUGAAAACCCUCAUUCUCCGCAUAGAGAUUGGUUAGACAAGUUCAUAGAGUAUAAACUUAGAGGCUCUUCUAUCGAAAUUAGGAGUACCCUUCUUGUAGUCGUUAUACUCAUCACGACUGCAACAUAUCAAACCUCGCUUAGUCCUCCUGUAGGACUUUGGCAGGACACAGGCAAUAGUACUUUACCGCAACUCGCAGAUGAUGGUACUCCUAUCAUUAAGCACCACUAUGCUGGAGAAGCUAUUAUGGGUACUCACAGAAAUCAAGCACCAUAUGUUGUAUUUGUUAUUACGAAUUCCUUAGGGUUCUCCAUGUCAGUUUACAUGAUUUACAUGCUCACCGUUGAUUUCCCUUUGAUACGCGAAUUGUAG